GCUUCCACACGGGAGGCCGGACACGAGCGUGAGCGAAGCGAAAGGUCUAGGGUUAGGGCGAGUGUUGGUCGGGAGAGAAGAGAGACGAUGGCGGUGGACGCGGCCCGCCCCCAGAAGCUCCGAUGGGGAGAGCUUGACGAGGACGACGGCGGCGACCUCGACUUCCUGCUGCCGCCUCGCGUGGUGCUGGGCCCCGACGAGAACGGGAUCAAGAAGACGAUAGAGUACCGUUUCGACGACGAGGGCAACAAGGUCAAGGUCACCACCACCACCCGCGUCCGCAAGCUCGCCCGCGCCCGCCUCAGCAAGCGCGCCCUCGAGCGCCGCUCCUGGCCCAAGUUUGGCGAUGCCGCCCACGAGGACACCGGCAGCCACCUCACCAUGGUCUCCACCGAGGAGAUCGUUCUCGAGAGGCCCCGCGCACCAGGUAGCAAAGCUGAGGAAACGAAGGCAGCAGGAGACCCGUUGGCCGCUAUUGGAAAAGCAGGUGCUGUUCUCAUGGUAUGCAGGACAUGUGGCAAGAAGGGUGACCACUGGACAUCAAAAUGCCCUUACAAGGACCUAGCUCCACAAACAGAUAGCUUUAUUGACAGGCCACCAGCUGCAGAAACUGCAGCUUCAUCUGGCCCUAGCAAGGGUACUUAUGUUGCCCCUAGUUUGAGAGCUGGUGCAGAGAGGAGCGGAACUGAGAUGAGACGUAGGAAUGAUGAGAACUCAGUUCGGGUGACCAACCUUUCUGAGGAUACCCGGGAGCCUGACCUUCAUGAGCUCUUCCGUCCUUUUGGCCCUGUUACUCGUGUCUAUGUUGCUGUUGACCAGAAGACUGGAGUGAGCCGAGGCUUUGGUUUUGUGAACUUUGUCAACAGGGAAGAUGCAGAGAGAGCUAUCAACAAGCUUAAUGGCUAUGGCUAUGAUAACCUUAUCUUGAGAGUUGAAUGGGCUACUCCAAGGCCAAACUGAAUCUGGUGGUCGAUUGCAAUUGUUUGGUGUUUGCACAAGUGCUUUGUUUCGCUAGCAGUUUGGCAUAUUAGAAUUUGCUAUGGAAUGUCUGGGCUCUUUAAGUGGAUAUUAUAGCUAUUUUUGCUGUCAGCAGAUGCGAUAUUGCAUAGUAUGCGAUUAUCAACCUUUACUUUUAGCUACCACAGUUUAAUGUGGGGUCUGUCUUGAUUUAUGGAAAUUUGGUUAAUGUCUUAUGAAAAAUUGGAUGCUCGAAAUGCUAUUGUUGGAAGUGCAUAUUUUCAUUAGUUUGUGGACUUUAUGGUAAAUAUAAAAUUAAACGGCUAGUGGAAAUGUA
This is a messenger RNA of Phoenix dactylifera (date palm), 1294 nucleotides long. RefSeq lists its product as uncharacterized. The record is from RefSeq and is a predicted model, not a curated record. Gene Ontology annotation, molecular function: RNA binding; translation initiation factor activity. NCBI's taxonomy places the organism in Eukaryota, Viridiplantae, Streptophyta, Magnoliopsida, Arecales, Arecaceae. Gene Ontology annotation, cellular component: cytoplasm; eukaryotic translation initiation factor 3 complex.